This is a messenger RNA of Dracunculus medinensis (Guinea worm), 408 nucleotides long. NCBI's taxonomy places the organism in Eukaryota, Metazoa, Nematoda, Chromadorea, Rhabditida, Dracunculidae. The record is from the annotation of a GenBank genome assembly.
AUGUUUUCUAAAAUUGCAAUAUUAUAUAUUCUAAUACAUUCUAAGCCAUUCGUUAAUUGCUCAUAUGAGAUUUGGCCAGAUGCAGCAGAUGACGGCCGAGAGAACCAAACGAAACCAAAAACAUGGCAAGAAAAAGACUAUGGCCAAUGGUGUCGUAAUCGAUCAAUAGUAGAACAUGUAAGAUGUCCAGCCGGUUCCGCACUUCACCUAUAUGUUUGCUGUGGUGUAAGUCAGACGAACUGUUGUUUCCGACUGCAACCAAUCGUUAUCGCAUACGGUGGUGCGAUAUGUCUCAUAGUCAUCAUAUCGUUUAUUUUUAGCUUACUUCUUAAAUUCGAUAUAAUUUGUCGAGUGAAAAAUCCAAGAAAUUCAAUUGAAUAUCAUAAUGUCGCAAAAAUCACUUUUUGA